AUGUCGUCCUCCAUGCCGUACGACCCGUACGCCGGCGAGAGCCAUGCGCAGACGCACCAUACGGGCAACCACAAAACGGCCGCCAUCCAGGCGCAAAUCGACGAUACCGUGGGCAUCAUGCGAGAGAACAUCAACAAGGUGGCGGAGAGAGGAGAACGACUGGACUCGCUGCAAGAUAAGACAGACAACCUGGCGGUGUCGGCCCAGGGCUUCCGACGAGGCGCCAACCGGGUGCGAAAGGCCAUGUGGCUCAAGGACUUCAAGAUGAAGGUCUGUCUGGUCAUUGGAGUCAUCAUUCUGAUUGUGGUGAUUGUGGUUCCGAUCGCGGUCCACUUUUCCGGACGAUAG
Messenger RNA from Yarrowia lipolytica CLIB122, 348 nucleotides. RefSeq lists its product as uncharacterized. Lineage: Eukaryota; Fungi; Ascomycota; Dipodascomycetes; Dipodascales. Gene Ontology annotation, biological process: vesicle fusion; vesicle-mediated transport. The record is from RefSeq and is a predicted model, not a curated record. Gene Ontology annotation, cellular component: plasma membrane; SNARE complex. Gene Ontology annotation, molecular function: SNAP receptor activity; syntaxin binding.